AUGGUGGAUGUUGGGUCUUAUUAUGGUUAUGGAUUUGUCAGCUAUUGUCAAUCGCCGCAAGUGGUUAGUAAUAGAGGAGUUAGAGGUCCCAUGGACAGGUUUUUGAACAAUGUGGAUAAUAAGGAAGCAAACGAAAGACCUUCCCUUAGAAGGACAUCAAGAGAAAAAAAUGCCCGUUCUCGAGUAUGUCUCGACAUUGGUAGGUUCUUUUAUGAAAAUGCAUUUGCUUUCAAUAUUGCUAGGAGCCCCUCCUAUUUUAAUAUGUGUAGAUCAAUUGGCGACUAUGGUAGAGGUCUUGUACCCCCAAGUAUGCAUGAGCUUAGAACAUGGAUUUUGAAGGAGGAAGUGCUUACCACUGAAAAAUUUGUGGAGCAAAAAGAUGCAAAUCUAUUGUUUGAGAUGCUUGACGAGAUUGUUAAAGAAGUUGAGGAAGAUCUUGUUGUUCAAGUUGUGACUGACAAUACAAGUGCUUAUAAGGCUGCUGGAGCAAAACUAAUGGAGAAACGAAAACACUUAUUUUGGACUCCUUAUGCUGCUCAUUGCAUUGAUUUGAUUUUUGAGAAACUAGGAGAAUUACCACAACAUAAAAGGGCUUUGUUGAAAGCAAAAAAAAUUAGCAAUUAUGUGUACAAUCACCCUUGGGUGUUGUCAUUGAUGAGAAAGUUUACCAAAAGGGAUAUUGUCCGACCUGCUGCAACAAGAUUUGCUACUGCCUAUUUGACUUUGGAGUGCAUCUAUAGACUAAUGCAGCCUCUACAAUCUAUGUUUGUAUCGGAGGAAUGGAACAAUAGUUCAUAUGCAAAGAAACCGGAUGGAAAAGAAGUGAAAAAGAUAGUCAUGAAGGAUAAUCAGUUUUGGGUUAUUGUUGGGUAUGUUCUUAAGUCUACACAACCCAUAGUGAAGGUGUUGAGAGUUGUCGACUCUGAAAAGAUGCCCGCCAUGGGAUUUAUAUAUGGGGCUAUGGAAAAGGCAAAAGAGGAAAUUGCUAAAAACUUGGGAGGUGAAGAGAAAGACUACAAGGAGAUUUGGGAGAUCAUUGACGAAAAGUGA
Molecule: messenger RNA, 1050 nt
Organism: Morus notabilis
Lineage: Eukaryota; Viridiplantae; Streptophyta; Magnoliopsida; Rosales; Moraceae
Exons: 2
Coding region: 1-1050 (349 amino acids)
Source: RefSeq, a predicted model, not a curated record